CUCCUCACAAGCACGUGGUGUUAGUAAAAGAGAAGAAAGCACGCCAUUUGUACAAAGACUUGGUUAGCUGACAUUGUUUCGUGUCUAGGCAAGACUUAAAAAAUGCGUUACGUGGCAGCAUACCUUUUGGCAUCACUGGGUAGUAGUAAGGACAGCCCGACCAAGGAGGACAUUACUAAAAUCCUAGAAUCGGUAGGACUGGAAAUUGAAGACGAUCAAUUGGACAAAGUAAUCUCUGAGUUGAAAGGCAAAGACAUCAAUGACGUCAUAGCAGAAGGAAUGGGUAAACUUGCCUCUAUCCCGUCAGGGGGUGUGGCAGCUGCUAGCGGUGGUGGUGGCGGAGCAGCUGCUGGAGGAGGAGGUGACGGUGGAGAGAAAGAAGAGAAGAAAGAGGAGAAGAAAGAAGAGAGUGAGGAGGAAAGUGAUGACGAUAUGGGCUUUGGACUCUUUGAUUAGAAUUUCAAUCUCCUCUUAUAAUGAGAUUUUUUGUUAUUUAAAUAAAUGAAGAUUCAUUUUCCUAAUUAUC
Molecule: messenger RNA, 526 nt
Organism: Amphimedon queenslandica
Lineage: Eukaryota; Metazoa; Porifera; Demospongiae; Haplosclerida; Niphatidae
Product: 60S acidic ribosomal protein P2-like
Exons: 4
Coding region: 103-456 (117 amino acids)
Biological process (GO): cytoplasmic translational elongation
Cellular component (GO): ribosome; cytosolic large ribosomal subunit
Molecular function (GO): structural constituent of ribosome
Source: RefSeq, a predicted model, not a curated record